UCUAUUUCUGCUCUAAAGCCUUGGGCACAGAAAUCUCUGCAGGCAAAUUACUCCAGAGCACAUUGCAGGACAAUCCUGUAACGAACAGUUAAAUUCACAGCAUCUGGAUUCCUGAUCCUUUGCCGACAUGGCAGGUGUGAGUGGCUGUGUAAAAUAUUCUAUGUUUAUCUUCAACUUCUUGUUCUGGCUAUGCGGUAUCUUCAUCCUGGCAGUGGCAAUUUGGGUACGAGUAAGCAAAGAUGGUCAAGAGCUUCUCAGCAGUGAGGAAUCUGUUAAUCUUUAUGUUGGUGUGAACAUCUUGAUUGCUGUGGGUGCUACCAUCAUGAUUCUGGGGUUCCUGGGAUGCUGCGGUGCCAUAAAGGAGAGCCGCUGCAUGCUUCUGCUGUUUUUCAUAGGCUUGUUUUUGAUCCUGCUCCUUCAGAUAGCAGCAGGUAUCCUAGGAGCUGCUUCCAGAUCUGAGUCUGAGAAAAUUCUGAAUGAGACUCUCCAUAAAAAUGUAGCACUUUUGAGUUCAACAACCGAGGCCGCAGAAACAUUCCAGAAAGCCCUGAAUGAAUUUCAAGAACAGUUUAAAUGCUGUGGUUUGGUCAAUGGAGCUGCUGACUGGGGGGAAAAUUUUGAAAAAUAUUCCAAGUCAUGUGAAUGUCCAGAUACACAAGAUGCUUCUUGUACAAUGUUUGGAAACAAAUCUGUUUACAAACAGCCAUGCAUUUCUUUUAUAAAAGACCUACUUAAAAAACAUAUUAUUAUAAUUAUCGCAAUAGCAUUUGGACUGGCAAUUGUUGAGAUACUUGGUCUGAUAUUCUCUAUGGUCCUGUUCUGCCAGAUUGGGAACAAGUGAAUCUGUGGAUGUGUCGAGCUAUCAUCAGUCAAACUCCUUAAAAAUUUUGCUCUGGCUUUGUGACUUUAUAUAUAUGAGUGCUGCAUGUAUUAAGAGCAGCCGUCCUAUUAAAAUUUCUCGUUUAACUAGACUAUAUCUUCCAGACAUGUUGAACAUAUUUAGGACCUUAGUAAUAC
Messenger RNA from Pteronotus mesoamericanus, 1017 nucleotides. RefSeq names its product tetraspanin 8 (gene TSPAN8). Gene Ontology annotation, cellular component: plasma membrane. The coding region runs from base 128 to 841 and encodes 237 amino acids. NCBI's taxonomy places the organism in Eukaryota, Metazoa, Chordata, Mammalia, Chiroptera, Mormoopidae. The record is from RefSeq and is a predicted model, not a curated record. The transcript is spliced from 8 exons.